Saccostrea cuccullata (small rock oyster) is the source of this 401-nucleotide messenger RNA. RefSeq lists its product as uncharacterized. The record is from RefSeq and is a predicted model, not a curated record. The transcript has 2 exons. The coding region runs from base 46 to 372 and encodes 108 amino acids. NCBI's taxonomy places the organism in Eukaryota, Metazoa, Mollusca, Bivalvia, Ostreida, Ostreidae.
CUGGAAAGCCAUCUGUGAUGAAUUCCCAAACAGUUUCAUCAAAGGAUGCGCCUUUCACUUCGGCCAGGCAGUGUGACGGAAAUUACAGGAAUUGGGGCUGAGGACAACCUACACCAAGCGUGGUACGGAGUAUCGGUACAUCAGGUCCCUGAUGGCACUGCCUUUCCUGCCCUCUGCAGACAUCCAGCCAGCUUUCGACCGAAUCGAAGCCAGGGCAACUUCCUAAGAACUCAAACAGCUUGUUGCCUACAUGAGCACCAACUGGGUUGGAAGUGCAGUUUGGCAGCCCAGGAACUGGAGGAUCUUCAUCUUCAAGACGAAUGUGAGGACGCACAACGAUGUAGAAGGUUGGCACACCAGGAUCAACGCUGACAUCGGCAAGACCAACGCCGCCUUCUUCA